This is a messenger RNA of Pectinophora gossypiella (pink bollworm), 4836 nucleotides long. RefSeq lists its product as uncharacterized. The transcript is spliced from 2 exons. Lineage: Eukaryota; Metazoa; Arthropoda; Insecta; Lepidoptera; Gelechiidae. The record is from RefSeq and is a predicted model, not a curated record. The coding region runs from base 557 to 3829 and encodes 1090 amino acids.
GAAAAUGAUUUUAUGAUUUAUAAUGCUGUUUACAUUUAUUUGUGUUCCCAAAUGACGUGAAUUUAUGAUUAUUGGUGUGUAAAGAUAAUGCACCGGAAAUACUAUUUCUGUUUCGCGAGAACGAGAGAGAAAGAACCUCAGUGUUGCUGUUUAAUAAAAUGAUCCCGAUAGUGGGUAAAAUAUUUACGAGUGGGUAAAUAAUACUAAGUUGAAGUUCAUAAUUUUGUAUGAAAUUCUUGGUUGUUGUAAAUUGAAUUACGUAUAAAUAAGAAGAAAAAAUUGUGUGUAUUAUUUAAUGGUAUACGCUAUUAAUGGAGAGUUGAGAAAUCAACAUAAUAUUUUUUUAAGGUAUAUUCACGAGAGAGGAAUAUUUUAACGUGAUGUUGGCAACAUUACUUUGCUCGUUUUCUUCAGAAAAGUUUGACAUACAGAGAUUGAAAAGUUCUUAUUUUAAAUAAAAUACCUUGUGAUAAGAGUUAAAUAGUGAAUAGUUUCAUAGUUUGUGAUUGGAUUUACUUGCUAAGAAUCUUGUUGGCAUAUACCGGUUUACUUACGAAUGAUGGAGUCAUUGCUAAUUUCUAGACUCCAAGAUAUAAUAAAUCAUAUCGAGAUUGUGACGAAACAGUGCGAAACAUUCUUACAAAAGGAAAUAAGUGAUAUUGACAAACAGCAAGCAGAAAUUGCUACCAAGAAAUUGGAAAAUCUUCAUUCUCGUUUUUCAACUGAAUUAAACAAUUAUUUUCGAUUGAGUAUCGAACCAUCUGCUGAUGACAUCUCAAUGUUUAGUGCUAUUCAAUUAAAUUCCGAGGAAAUUCUCAUAGAGUUGACCAUAAAGUUAAAAGAUUUGCGUGAAGACCGAAGUGAACGGUCAAAUAAAGCUACUUAUAGUGAAUUACCAAAAUUGAACUUACCUGAGUUUAGUGGUGAUGUGUUGCAAUGGCAACAGUUCUGGGACCAUUUCACAUCAAAUAUUGAUAGUAGACACUUACCGGACGUGGACAAAUUAUUGUACUUGAAGGCUUCAUUAUCUGGAGAUGCGAAGAGAGCUGUUGAAGGAUUAGAAACUACAAAUAGAAACUAUGAGAUUGCUGUAUCGAUUCUUAAGGAACGAUAUGGUAAGGAACAUUACAUAAUUGAUGCUCACUAUGCUGCCUUAUAUAAAAUUAAGGCUGCGGACAAGACUGCUGAAGAUUGUCGGAGAACUCUUAAUGAAGUAGAGCGGCAUCUACGAGUUUUAAAUUCACUUGGUGAGAAUACUAACCAUAACCAUCUGCGGUUUAUUAUUAUUGAAAAGUUUCCUGAAGAGAUAGUGUAUGAGUUAAAGAUGUUGUUAAAGACAGAUUCUAUUGAAGAUAUGAGAAAACAAUUAGAGAUUAUUAUUUCAGCAAGAGAGGAUGCUAAUAGAAUUGCUCAAGAGAAAAGUCAAAAGGAAAUUAGACAUUACACGGUUGAGACAUUCCACGGUACAGAUAGUGUGAACCAACAUAACCCGUCAAGCGGUUCAAGAAGGUUUAAGAUCCAAGAACGUUUUAAGAAUUUGAAGGAUAAACAUCAGGAUUGGAAAAUGAAAAUGAGAUUUGCUCCUAACUACAAGAAUAAUAAUUACAAUAAUAAUAGAAUGCUUCCUAAUAAAAGAAAAUUUGAAAAUUCAUAUGAGAAAGAUAUAAACAUGAAAAAACCAAGAUUAAAUUGUAUUUUCUGCUCAGGAGCACAUUACAAUGAUCAAUGUAAGACUGUAAGAACUAUUAAGGACAGACAAAUUAAAUUAAAGGGCCGAUGCUUUUAUUGCUUUGUUCAAGGUCAUUGGAGUAAGACAUGUAAAAUAAAUAAAAAAUGUAUACAUUGUGGAGGAAGGCAUAACAGAGCUUUAUGUCCAAAAGUUUGUGAUUCUGUGAAAGUGAAAACAUUGCAUACAAAUACUUCAGUCAAAUCUGGAAAUUCUACAACGGCGUUACAGACAGCAGUAGUUACUGUAUUAAAUGAAAAUAAAUGUGACAAAGUGAAUUGUCGGAUCCUUAUGGACUCUGGCAGUCAGCGUUCAUAUGUAACAAAGAGGAUUGCUACUGAAUUGAAUUUAGCUGUAAUAGAAGAACACCAUCUUUCCGUCUUCACCUUCGGAACUGAUCAACCAUUGGAAUAUGAUAGUCCAUUAGUGAAAUUAAAUAUACUUACCAGAACUAACGAAGAAGUCGUACUGUAUGCCAAUGUUGUACCAACCAUUGCACAGCAUGUUAGUUAUCCUGGAGAAGAACUUUAUCAUUGGAAGAAUGAAUGUAUCUUGGCAGACGAUGGUUCACUUGGAGACCAAGUGGACAUCCUCAUCGGCAAUGACUAUUAUUUCACGGUUAUAGACACAACAAAGAAACGGAUAACUGAGAACUUAUUUUUAGUGGAUUCUAAAUUUGGAUGGAUGUUGACAGGGAAAACAGAAAAGAAAAAUAUAGAUAAUUUAUCAGUUAUUACUUACUUUCAGUCAAAUAAAGAAACAAAAUUGAAUAAACCGGACUUACCUUUAGACAACAUGCACCUGAAGAACUUAUGGGACCUUGAAUGUAUUGGAAUUACUGACUCUCCCAACACUACUAAAGAGGAAGAAGCUAUGAAGAACUUUAAUGAUAACACAAAAUACAAGGACAAGAGAUAUUUUGUAUGCUGGCCAUGGAAUAACAAUGUUUCAACUCUACCUACUAAUCUUGGACUAGUGACAGGAAGAUUAAUCAAUUUAUUAAGACGAAUGGAUAAAGAUACAUUGAAGUUAUAUGAUGAGACAAUUAGAAACCAACUUGAAGAUGGAAUCAUUGAAGCUGUUCCCUCUGAUGAAAUAGAUCACAGUAUACAUACCAUACAUUACCUGCCACAUCAUGGAGUAAAGACACCUGGAAAAGCUGUUCGUAUUGUAUAUGAUGCGUCAGCAAAACUGAAACAAGGAGUUAGUCUCAAUGAAUGUCUUCGAGCUGGACCAGUAUUACUAGAAGAUUUAACAGGAUUAUUGAUAAGAUUCAGAUCUCAUAAAACAGCAAUAACAGCAGACGUUGAAAAGGCAUUUUUACAAAUUGGACUUCAAGAUGACAGUAAAGAUGUUACUAGAUUUCUAUGGCUCAAAGAUAUAACGAAAGCAGCUACUGAUGACAAUAUUAUACACCUUCGCUUUUGUCGAGUACCGUUUGGGGUCAUAUCUAGUCCAUUCUUGUUAAACGCUACUAUCAAAUACCAUUUAAUGCAGUCGGCUAAUAAGGCUGUACAGCAAGUUUCUGGCGACAUAUAUGUAGACAAUUUGGUUACUGGGACGAAGACGACAUUACAAGCGAUUACAUUAUACAACAAUUUAAAAAGAGAAUUUGAGAAGAUAACUAUGAAUCUAAGAGAGUGGAGUUCCAACUCGAAAGAAUUUAAAGAGAAGAUACCAGAUGUACUUGACAAAGAAGUUGUCAAGGUUCUCGGCUUAGACUGGAAUACAAACAAAGAUACAAUUCAAUUGAGACCAAACAAUGUUGACUUACAAACUACUAAACGAGGAGUCUUAAGGACAAUUGCUUCUACUUACGAUCCAUGUGGAUUUGUUGCACCAUCGUUGUUGUCACCAAAAUUGUUCAUGCAAGAUCUAUGGAAAAGCAAAAUUAAAUGGGAUUCAAAGUUACCAAAAGAAUUAUUUGAAGAAUGGAGAAACAUAUAUAAUAAUUUAGAAACUGAACAGGAAGAAAUACCCAGAUAUUAUACAAAGGACUUUGAAAGUAAAGAAAAUCAGUUACAUUGUUUCACAGAUGCAUCAACGAAGGCUUAUGCAGCUGUAGUAUGUAUAGUAAAUGAAAAUGGCAAAGAAUGUUCAUGAAGUUACAAAGUCAUUAAUUAAUAAUAAAGAAGAAAGUAAAACUAGUAAACACGAUAGUAAGUCAAAAGAAAUAGAAGAAAUGAAAAGAAUACAAGAAACUUAUUUUCCUGAUGAGGUUAAUAUGAAAGAAACUGCUUUAAGUCGUAAUCUACGAUUAUUUAAAGAUGAUGAUGGUUUGUUAAGAAGCAAAGGAAGAUUUGAAAAUACUGAAUGGUCGUUUGACAUGAAAUACCCAAUUUUAUUGCCCAAGAACUGUGACUUCACAAAUAGUUUAAUAAAGAGAAUACAUGAAGACAACUACCAUGUUGGAGCCAAUCAUACACUGAGUUUAAUUCGGAAGUUGUACUGGAUACCACAGGGUAAAGCUCAAGUUCAAAAGAUUAUAAGACAGUGUUCGAGCUGUAUCAAGCAUGGAGGCGGUCCAUUCAAACUUCCGCCUACUCCUGCACUUCUUGCUGAAAGAGUGAACUAUAGUUCACCUUUUACAUUUACUGGACUUGAUUAUUUAGGACCAAUAUUAGUAAAGACUGAAAAUGGAGUUUCCAAGAGGUGGAUUUGUUUAUUCACUUGUUUAGCUGUAAGAGCUAUACAUCUAGAAAUGGUACAAGAUUUAUCUGCUAAAGAAGCGCUACUUGCUCUAAGACGAAUGAUUUCUACAAGAGGGACUCCUGGUUUGAUAGUUUCAGACAAUGCUUCACAAUUCAAACUUAUAUCAGAGCUUCUAACCAAUCCAUACUGUAAAGAGAAUAAAAUUACAUGGAAAUUUAUACCACAGUUAUCACCAUGGUUUGGUGGUUUUUAUGAGAGACUAGUGAGUCUAGUAAAGCAUUGUAUGAAGAGAACAUUGCAUAAACAUUUGUUAAAUGACAGUGAAAUCAAUACAGUUAUUAAAGAAAUUGAAGCUAUUUUAAAUACAAGACCACUUACCUGUGUCGAUUCAGAAAUGGUGCAUAUACUGAAACCAGCUGAUUUUUUGAUGAUGGGUAAAUGUAUCAGGACAGAGACAA